Messenger RNA from Teleopsis dalmanni, 586 nucleotides. Its product is annotated as E3 ubiquitin-protein ligase RNFT1-like. Lineage: Eukaryota; Metazoa; Arthropoda; Insecta; Diptera; Diopsidae. Gene Ontology annotation, molecular function: ubiquitin protein ligase activity. The record is from RefSeq and is a predicted model, not a curated record. Bases 18 to 395 code for a protein of 125 amino acids. The transcript is spliced from 3 exons. Gene Ontology annotation, biological process: positive regulation of ERAD pathway.
CUAUAAGACAGUGGAUAAUGUUCUUAAUGCUACCGUACAUUGGAUAUGAAAUGAUUAUAGGUAUGUUGUUAGCAGCAUUUUAUGUAGGAUCAAAAAUGUUUGAAAUUUUCGGGCGUGGAAAAUCGUUAAAAAAAGCUGUAGUACAUUUUGUGCGAAAUGCGGACUAUGAACAUAAACCUACUAAAGCUGAAAUUGAAAGUGCAGGUUCAAUUUGUCCUAUUUGUCAUGACAACUACAAUAAUCCCAUCGCUUUAGAAUGUGGUCAUAUAUUCUGUGAUGAUUGUGUAAACACAUGGUUUAAAAGGGAGCAAACUUGUCCCAUGUGUAGAUCAAAGCAAAGUGAGGACAAAACAUGGCAGGACGGCGCCACAAGUUUAUUCUAUCAAAUAUUCUAAAUUAAAUUUGUUUAUAUUAGUAUUAUAUUUAGUUAUAAAAUAGCUAUAUAUAUAUAUAUUUUAUAAAGAACUGAAAGGAAAGGGAUAUUCAUGUAACUUAGAAGAUAACAUUUUAAAAUUGUUGUGAUUAUGUAGCUAUAAUUUAACAUAGGAAAUUGUAAUAUAUAAAUAUAUAUAUAUAUAUGUAUACA